ACAACCGGAAGAAGUGUUUUAUCAUGAUUGACUUGUUGGGCUCGCAGAAGACGACCAAGGCACCGCCAACAUUUUUAAGCUAGCAAACAUUGCCUUAUCAGGUAUCGUCAGGUUCAAAUACCGUUCAAUGUAGUGGUGACUGUACAGUAAGCAUGGUAUUCUGUGUUUGCAGUUGGGUCGUAUAACUUUGCCCAGUGGAGAUGGAUGAUGAGCUGGAGAACUUCAUCAGGGAGCGGAAGGCAAGAGUGGCCGAGGAUAAAGCCCGUUUAGAGCAAGACCCUCCUUACAUGGAAAUAAAGGCAAAACCCCACAGAUUAUAUGGAUCCACUAUUAAGGAGAACAUCCCUCCCAAGUCAAUAGCACAGGGGAAAGAGGAGAGCAGCAGUGUGGGUCUGCCUCUUGGCGUGGAGUACGAGAAGAAGAAACAGAGGCUGCAGCAUGAGCUCCGUAUGGACUACAGGCGCUACAUGGCUCAGAAAAAACACUUUGACCCUGAACAGCCUGGACCAUUAAUUCACCUUGAUAACAGGAGGCCUGUUAAGCCACACCUGCUAGAAGGCCGGGCAGGUGAUCUCAGACAGCGACCCCCCUCACGGAGAGAUGCAGCCACUCUGACAGAGGACAGUAGGGGAUUGCACAGGGACCUGUGCCUCGCCGAGGGUAAGACUCUCUUCCCUGAGGAGGAUGAGGAGCAGUCGUCAGUACUUUCCAGACUUUCUAGACAUCGUGACAGGCUGGGGAGGCCAGUGGACCAGGAGUCAGAGGAGGAGGAAUACACCAAGGAGGAGCUGGAGCUGAUGGAGGGCAGGAGGCGCAGACAUAUGGGGGUGGAGGCCAGUUAUGAGAAGAGACGAUCUAUUAAGACUGAUGGCAGGGAGAAGAGAGAUAUUCCAUUAGGUUUUGCCAGAGAAGGCAGGAGAUCAAGGACACUGACCAGAAACGAUGAUGCUGAGUUUGCCACUGGCCUUAUAAUCGGAGCAGCUGAUACAGAUGAGGCCUUGCAGAGGAGGAAAGAGUGUUACAGACAGGAGCUACAGGAGCAGAUAGCUGAACAGCACAGGAACAAGAAAAGGGAGAAAGAUUUGGAGCUGAAAGUUGCUGCAACUGGAAUAAAUGAUCCUGAAAAACAGCCGGACCGAAUCAGACAGUUUGGUCUGAGCAGGAGAAAAGAUCCUCAGGUUUUGGAGCCUUCAGCAACAGGAGAGAGCGAGUCAUCAUCCAGAGGUCUCUCUAACAAUGAGAAGAUUGGUGUUCGAGACAGAGAGAUGCCUCCUCCUGAUCAGCCCCACGUGGCCUUCCAGUCCCCUGUGUUGGAAUACAACUCUGCCCUGGGCCUGGGGGGAGGCGCUCUGUCUCCCAGCAGCCAGCCUGCUGCCCCCUCCUUCCCCAGAGCCAUGGACACUCCCAGAAUCCCCUUGCUCCCUCCCCAUCCCCCUUCAACACUUGGUGAAACCUACAGGAGCCCGUAUGGAGAGCCCCAUCACUACUACGGCACCAGAAACCUUCUUGACCCAAACAUGGCCUACUAUGGUCAUUUGUCCGUUCCCGGUGCUGGCCUUCCUGUGUCCUACUGGAAUGUACCACCAGGGGGAGCUGUGCCCUGCCAGUUUGGUAACCACAGCCCUCAAAGCCAGCACAGUGGAAGCAGCUUCCCUGAGCCUCCAAUACAGCCCAGUAAUGAGGCUGCUGCUGCAGACUCGCGUGCUGGGCUGUUCCCUCCAGAGAGAUCCAGAUCAACCAGGGAGAGGAUUUACAGAGAGGCUCUGAAACAACAGGAAGCUUCCAGGAGAGGGAACAGCGACUUUUUGAGCAAGAUUCAGGAGCAACAGGAACGGAGGCGUCUGGAAAGGGAAGAGCGGGAGCGCUACGAGGCUCAGCUGGAGGCCGACAUGAAGAACCACCAGCCCUGGGGUCGAGGUGGAGGAGGAGCCCCGCUCAGAGACAGCACCGGAAAUCUCAUUGCUGACCUCAACCAGAUGCACAAGCUGAAUGAGGAGGCCUACAGCAACCCGGAGCAGUGGCAGAGGAGAGCCACGGCGGCCAUGACAGCCCGCCGGGCAGAGCACUCUGACCCCAACGAGAGGGUCUCUGGUACUGUAGCAUUGUGCAGUAUCCAUGACACUAGUGACAGGCUCCCUGGUUUCACACAUGUCCAAACCCCCCAGUUUGCCAGAAGCAAUGUAUUUGCCAACCAGCCCAGUCUGCAGCAGCUCCAGGAACAGGACAAGUACAAAGCUUACCUCAAACAGCAGAUUGAGGAGAAACUGCGUAAAAAAGCAGAAGAGAGGGAACGGACCAGAUUGGAGGAGGAGAGAGAGGAGAAGAGGCUGGAGGAGCAGAGGGCUCGCAUUCAGAAGGAGUAUGAGGAAGAACAAGAGAGAAAGAAACGGAAAGAAAUGGAGCAAAAGGCCAAGAACGAGGAGCUGAUUCAGCUGGCUGAACAGCGUAAGAAGGAGGCAGAGAGGAAGAAGAAGGAAGAAGAAGAGAAGGAGAGUGCGGCACUGAGGAGGCAGUAUGAGAGGGAGAGGCAGGCUCGGGUGGAGGAGGUACACAGGGAGCCCUCCCCUCCGAUCCCCACCCUGCAGAAGAAACACGGGCAGCACCAGUACACCCCGAGACCUCCCACUGUGGAGAGCCGGCAUUCUACUGCACACCUGUCUGAGCGCUCUUUGUCUGGACUCCAGUCCCCCCCUGUCCCCGCUUGUAGGAAUCAGCUCCGAGCUGCAGGAGACCAGCGGGACGUGUUCAGUGAGCUGUCAGCGCUGCGUCGGCAGCUUCGCAGUGAACAAAAACGACUGGAGGGUCAUCUGCAGCAAGGCGACUGGGAGGAAUUAGACUCUCCCCUGAGUGAAAGACAUCAGGAGCGUCCCCAGGUGGAUGUGUUUGAUAUGGCCAGGCUGCGGCUCCAGGCUCCGGUCCGAAGGCCGAACUCCAGAAACACAGAGCCCAGAAACCUGCUGCGAAUCCACGACUCCCUUCAGCUCAAAUACACAGACGAUGAAUCCAGGCUCGGCUCCACUGAGGUUCCUAAGCUGGAGGAAGUGGGUGUGGUCAGCAGGAGAAGGCGGGACUACAGGGAUCCAUAUCAACAACUCAGCAGCCAGAGGUCUACAGUACAGGAUGAUUAUUUUGACCUGUCCCCACCACAUCAAAAUGAUUACCUGAGGAAUGUGAUGGGAGGAUCUGCAAGAGGUUCUCUGCUGGAGUCAGAGAGUGCUUUUAUUGACCCUUUAGGCGAUGCCUUUCCAGUGCAGCGCACCCCAGAGCUUGAGAAGAUCCCCCAGCUGUCAGCCAGGGAGAGGAGGAGGCUGGCCAAACAGUCACAGCGCCCCCAGGAACGAGCUGCCUCCAGCCAGCAUAUUGGCCAAUUUGGAGACUACUCUGCCCACACAGGUAACAGGCUGCAGCAGGACACGGAGCCCAGCGGGGAGGGGAGGAGCCGGAACAGGACGGGUCGUCUGAUGGCCCUCAGUCGUCGUGGCAACACAGCCGGACCAGUGGAUCUGUCUGAUGACGACUCCUCACCUCCUCACUUUUCUCCCUACAAUCGUAACCAUCAAAGCUCUGUAGAAACUGUGGCCACUGAUCCCUGGAUGCGGGCCAGGAACAUCGGACACACUCGGACACAGUGUUUAGACCGACCACUGAGGAGGGAGCGAUUGACAACAUAGGACCCUGUAUCCCGAACCUGGGAGGUGCCUUCCAGUUUUGACAGUCUAUUUUAACCCAGAAUACACCCUUCUGUCUUUGAAUUAUGAGAUUACAGUUGAUUUGAACUCAUAGCUUACAGAUGGAUAUGUCAGUAUGAAUGUCGGAUACCAAGUGGUAUUUGCUUUUUUUCAUUGUUUACAUCAUCAAUGAACCUCAAUGUCUGAUCUCAGAGUGAGUUCUUGUUUAUGGGUAUAUACUAUUUUAUUAAUGACUAAAUUAUGUUUUGAAUAAAUUAUUUUUUCAUUAUAUGA
Thunnus maccoyii (southern bluefin tuna) is the source of this 3962-nucleotide messenger RNA. RefSeq names its product centrosome and spindle pole-associated protein 1-like. The transcript has 29 exons. NCBI's taxonomy places the organism in Eukaryota, Metazoa, Chordata, Actinopteri, Scombriformes, Scombridae. The coding region runs from base 201 to 3671 and encodes 1156 amino acids. Gene Ontology annotation, cellular component: centrosome; spindle pole; microtubule. Gene Ontology annotation, biological process: positive regulation of cytokinesis. The record is from RefSeq and is a predicted model, not a curated record.